CGAGGAGAAGGACUCAACGGGGAACGAGGGGGGCCGUCAAUGAGGACGGGAGACAGGUAGCGAGAGGGAGCAAGAGAAGAAACACCCAAAGGAGGCCCCGAUGAAUCCCGAAACAGAGGAAGACCUAACGGAGGCAGAGACCAAGGGUCCCGCCUACCUUGGAACUCUGGUGGGGGGGCCCCCAGCUCAGGAGCCGAUGAACCCCACCGAUGAGGAAGCCACCCGGUUACACCACGAGGAGCCCCACGCAAAUGCGGACUGUCAGGCCAAGAAAGAUCUCCUGACGGAAGAUGACAUCUACUGCUGCUCUCUCUCCAAGACUCUGUGCCACACCUCCACCCCCGUCACCGUGGGCUUCUACUCGCCCUGCGGAACCCGGCUCCACUCCCUCCUGGAGAACAAUGCAGAAUGUAUGCACAAAGAAUCCUGCAGGAGAGAAGAAAACGAAUACAGGAGAACCCACCAGAGGCCACGGCGACCGGAAGGAAUGAACUACUUCACUCUCCUGUGGUAUCUGGUCUUCUACGAGCCGGUGAUCACGGAAGUCCACCUCAGAAGGAAGAACAUCGACUUCAUUUUCAUCAGGUUCAGUGCCUGGCAGUAUGCCGGAAGUGACAAACUCUGGGCUGGGUUGGUCACCACCCUUUGUGAUCACAUCCGCCAACACUUUGGGCCUCUCCCACUAAGCUUCUACCAUGUCGUCGGGAGCAGGCCACGCUUUGCCUCGGGGUUCAGCCAGAACGAGUGGAGGCUCAAGAAGAAAGUUGUCGUCACUGCCGGAGGACUCGUGGUCAUGUUGCUUGCAGGGGUGAGCCUGGCCACGGUCGUCAUCUUUGUGCCAGGGAUAAGGGACGGUAGCGCCCUGAAAGUCAUCAGCGCAGUCUUUGCCACAAUCUCCGGCUCCAGCAUCAUCCUGGCUCUCGCUCCGGUCAUUAAACACCUGAUCAUCAGUCAGAAGAAAAAGAUCGAGAGCAUGACCAACAACCAGAAAUUCACCAGUCACUUGGGCUUCAUGAGCGCGGUCAAGAGAGAGAUUGAACUUCUCACCAGCUUUGUGUAUUACAUGGAGAUAUUUGAGAGGCAGCGGCUGAGAAUCGUCUUCGAGAUCACCAGCUUGGACAUAUGCUACCCAGAGCGAGUGAUCGGGGUUCUGAACGCCAUCAACACACUGCUUUCGGACACCAACGCCCCGUUCAUUUUCAUUCUGGUGGUGGACCCCUGCAUCAUUACCUCUUGCUUAGAGCAAGCGAGCAACAUGAAGGGCAUGGCUGACAAUGGCUAUCUCUACCUCAACCGCACGGUGUCGUUGCCCUUCUCCAUCCCGGAAAUUGGUGUCCGUUCCAAGAUGCGUUUUUUGCACGAGACCUUCCAAAACCGGGAAGACCUGAUGUACCGGAUCAUCACAAGGAAUGUGGAGCAGGGAGUCCGGAAGGGAAAAGGGAUGGACCCGGCCCUGGCUGAGAUGGAAGCGUCCGUGGAAAUGGACCAGCACCAGAUCGACGCCCAGGCCGUGCAAUAUAUCCACGAGGCGUUCCACUCCUUGCACGAUGAAUAUGGCUGCCUUUACAGGUACAUCCCCGAGAGCAUUAUCCAGAUGAAGAGGAUCGUCAACACUAUCCCCAUCACCCUACGGCUCAUGACCCAGCAGCACAGUCUCCGCCACGACAUCUGUCCCAGGUCAGUGGCGGGCUGGGUGGUCCUGGCCAAUCAGUGGCCGUGCCGCUUGAGCUGGAUCCUGCAGUGCAUGGAGGAUAAGCAGCAGUGUCGGCCGCCCAAGGACUUCAACCAGCAGCCGCUGUGGGAAGUGUUUGUGGGCAACUGCCAGGAACUCUUCUCCAAGCACAAGGACCUCCAGAACAUUAUGGCCCUGGACAGCGACCCGGAACUCUUUGAGCAGUUCUUGUCCCACGACUUCCCAUUCACCGUGCAGGAAGGGGCAAAGUACAUGAGAUAUACAGUCAACCUGGACCAUUCCAUCAGGCACCGGAUGGGUCAGCUGAGGGCGCUCGCUAUGCUGGAGAAGAUGUACAAGAAGGAAGACGGCUCGGACAAAAAGAAGAAGGAAGACGACUCGGACAAAAAGAAGAAGGAAGAUGACUCGGACAAAACGGAUUAGGAGAGUGGCUUUUCGGACUGCUCCGGGGAGUCCCGCUAUUAGAUAAGUAAUGGUGGAUGAGUUGUCCAAAGGGCAGCUUUGUCUGCUGUUGCAUAUAACUCCCCGGUGUGGAGGUACCUCGGGCUGUCUCCUAGGUAGGCCUUGCUUUCCAACUGCCUGUAGGGGGAAAAAUAAGUCCUGUCCCUUUAAUUACAGAGGGCAGCUGU
Messenger RNA from Gekko japonicus, 2322 nucleotides. It is a transcript of the gene NKPD1, whose product is annotated as NTPase, KAP family P-loop domain containing 1. The transcript has 4 exons. Bases 101 to 2116 code for a protein of 671 amino acids. NCBI's taxonomy places the organism in Eukaryota, Metazoa, Chordata, Lepidosauria, Squamata, Gekkonidae. The record is from RefSeq and is a predicted model, not a curated record.